Molecule: messenger RNA, 466 nt
Organism: Staurois parvus
Lineage: Eukaryota; Metazoa; Chordata; Amphibia; Anura; Ranidae
Source: the annotation of a GenBank genome assembly
AGGAAAUGACCAGAGACUGCGGACAUAGUACAGGAGAUGACCAGAGACUGCGGACACAGUACAGGGGAUGACAAGUGACUGCGGACACAGUACAGGGGACGACCAGAGACUGCGGACAAAGUACAGGAGAUGACCAGAGACUGCGGACACAGUACAGGGGAUGACCAGAGACUGCGGACACAGUACAGGGGACGACCAGAGACUGCGGACAAAGUACAGGAGAUGGCCAGAAACUGCAGACACAGUACAGGAGAUGGCCAGAAACUGUGGACACAGUACAGGAGAUGACCAGAGACUGCGGACAGUACAGGGGAUGACCAGAGACUGCGGACACAGUACAGGGGAUGACCAGAUACUGUGGACACAGUACAGGGGACGACCAGAGACUGCGGACAAAGUACAGGAGAUGGCCAGAGACUGCGGACACAGUAAAGGAGAUGACCAGAGACUGCAGACAUAGUACAGG